This is a messenger RNA of Leptidea sinapis, 10519 nucleotides long. It is a transcript of the gene mTor, whose product is annotated as serine/threonine-protein kinase mTOR. Gene Ontology annotation, biological process: protein phosphorylation; negative regulation of macroautophagy; TOR signaling. Bases 147 to 7397 code for a protein of 2416 amino acids. Gene Ontology annotation, cellular component: nucleus; TORC2 complex; TORC1 complex. Gene Ontology annotation, molecular function: protein binding; protein-containing complex binding; protein serine/threonine kinase activity. The record is from RefSeq and is a predicted model, not a curated record. The transcript has 10 exons. NCBI's taxonomy places the organism in Eukaryota, Metazoa, Arthropoda, Insecta, Lepidoptera, Pieridae.
UGUUUAUUUACAAAAAAUCAAAUAUGAUUUUUAAAAUUUAGUAAUACUAAGAUUUAUAAAUUAAAAUUGAUACGCCAGCAAUGGUGCUUAAUAUCUUGGACUUCUUAAACCUUUUUCACUAACAGUGAAAUAUAAACAAUAAAAAAAUGUCGAACUUAGUAGCUACUUUUGUAGCGGGCCUAAAGUCUCGAAUUGUUGAUGUUCAAAUAAAAACUGCUAGGGAACUAUACCAUUAUGCCAAAACUGAGCUGCGGGAAGUACCACAAGAGGAGCUCACUCAGUUCCUUGAUGAAUUCAAUCACCAAAUUUUUGAAAUGGUAUCAAGCAAUGAUGUACACGAGAAAAAAGGAGGAGUAUUGGCUAUAGUGUGUCUAAUUGGAGGUGAUUGUGAUACAACAAAAACUAGAAUAACUAGAUUUGCAAACUACCUGAGGAACUUGUUACCCUCUUCUGAUGUAAGUGUUAUGGAACUUGCUGCUAAAACUGUUGGUCGCCUUGCAACCGUUUCUGGUGUGAAAAGAUCUGAAUAUGUAGAUUUUGAAGUAAAGAGGGCUUUUGAAUGGUUAUCAGAAGAAAGAAAUGAAGGUAGGCGGCAUUCUGCUGUUUUGUUGUUAAAGGAACUGGCAAUAGCAAUGCCAACAUAUUUCUAUCAACAAGUUUCCGGCUUCUUUGACCACAUUCUUGUUGCUUUGAAAGAUCCCAAGCAACAGAUAAGAGAAGCUGCCGCAAAAGCUCUUCGAGCUGGUUUAGUGGUUACAGCUCAGAGAGAAACAGCUAAACAAUCGACAGCUAAACCGCAAUGGUAUAUGCAAUGUUAUGAAGAGGCAAUGCAGUCCUUUGAUGAUGUCCCUAUUAAGGAAAAGGGUAUGACAAAAGAAGAUCGGGUCCAUGGAGGGCUUUUGAUACUUAAUGAGCUCCUGCGCUGCUCAAAUGCUGCUUGGGAAAGGAAAUAUACACAUUUGAUGAGGAGUCUUGACACACAGAAAGAUAUAACUGUAUCAGAUGAUAUUAUAUUCAUAAGCACUAAGUUACACAGCCCAUCAGUUAAAAGAGGAUACUUGUGUGAUGGAUUUAAGACUGAAAAUGUACAAUAUCCUGUUCCCAUUUAUGAGUCAGAAGUAGGUAAAAAGCUUUUGAUGGAAAAAAUCGAAAGAAUUUGUCAUGAUGUGAUGGCUCAAAGAUUACUGAAGAUACAAGGUGUACCUCAAGUUUUACUCAUUAUUAUACCAAGACUGGCUGCAUUUAAUAAAGAGUUAUUUAUAAAGAAAUAUUUAAAUUCGACAAUUCAUUAUUUAUUGUCGUCUAUCAGGAGCAGGGACAAGGAUAGAAAUAUGGCUUUUACAACUCUAGGUUUAUUGGCAGCAGCCUUAGAGGGUGAAAUAAGAAAUUUUAUUCCCAGAAUAAUGGAUGUUAUAAAGCAAGCUUUGCCAGUCAGAGAUACCCAAACCAAAAAAAGAAUUUGGAUUGAUCCAUCCAUUUUUGCUUGCAUAACUUUGCUGAGUAGUGCUGUCAAAGAUCUUGUUGUAAGUGAUAUAAAAGAGUUAUUAGACUCGAUGUUUGCUACUGGCUUAAGUGCGCCAUUGACCAUUUGUUUAAAAGAGUUAAGUCAAAAUUUACCAUCACUAAGAGCAGAAAUUUCAGAAGGUCUUCUGAAUAUGUUAUCAUUAGUAUUGAGAAGCAAACAUUUUCUGCAUCCAGGCGUUCCUAGAAGCUUGGAACAGCAAAUGAACAAUAUGAGUCUGGUUGUAGAACUUCAAGACACAGCUACCAUUGUGCUGGCUCUGAGAACGCUUGGUACAUUUAACUUUGAUGGUCAGCACAAUUUGUUAAUGUUCGUCCGCAGAUGUGCAGACCAUUUUCUUCAAAGUGAGCAUCAAGAAAUUAGAGUAGAGGCGGUCAAAACUUCGGCCAAACUCUUAGCUGAUUCCGCUAGGAGAACCAGAAAAACGCCAUCCAAAACACUUGCAGUAUUAACAGCUGAAGUGGUCGCUAAGAUGCUUGUAGUAUCUGUAACAGAUCCUGACUAUGAGCUUAGGUACUGGGUACUCGAAUCAUUAACAGACGUGUUUGACACACAUCUAGCACAAAUAGAAAACCUUAGCUUUCUCUUUAUAGCUAUGAAUGAUGAGCAUCUCGAAAUUCGUGAAUUAGCUGUUUGUACAAUUGGUAGAUUGAGCACUGUUAACCCAGCAUAUGUAAUGCCUGGGCUUCGUAAAACUUUGAUACAGUUUCUAACUGAAUUAGAACACUCGGGGAUGAGUCGAAACAAGGAACAAGCAGCGCGGAUGCUGGAUAAUCUAAUUUUGCACGCACCUAAGCUUGUUGAACCUUAUAUGGAAACAAUUCUAAACGUACUGGUGCCAAAGUUAAAAGAGCCAGAUGUAAAUCCAGGCGUAGUUAUCAGUGUUUUGAAAGUAAUUGGUGACUUGGCUGAUGUUCACGGUGAUAAUACAGGUCUAAAAAAAUGCUUACCGGAACUACUAGGACUGCUUUUAGAAUUACUUUCUGACGCAACUCCAACAGAAAAGCGAAGCGUCGCCUUAUGGGCCUUUGGUCAGUUAAUAGGCGCGACGGGAUACGUCGUUACUCCGUAUACUGAAUACCCUAAUCUUAUGGAUGUGCUUUUAAACUUUCUGAAAACAGAACAACAUCCGCAGGAUAGACGGGAGACAAUAAGGGUCUUGGGAUUGCUUGGAGCAUUAGAUCCAUAUAAACACAAGGUCACGAGGGGAUUGAUUGGCGGUAAACCGGAUUCCAGCUUAGUUCCUGUCGCUGAUAGCAAAGCGGAAGAAAACAAUUUUGACAUGACAACAAGUGAAAUGCUGGUUAAUAUGUCCUCCUCCCUAUUGGACGAAUACUAUCCAGCCGUUGUUAUAUCUACGCUUAUGCGCAUACUCCGUGAUACGACACUUCAGCAACACCAUAAAAGUGUUGUUCAAGCAGUUACAGUCAUAUUCCAAUCGCUUGGAAUAAAAUGUGUGCCAUACAUUUCUCGGGUAACACCAAGUCUCCUCUAUGCUGCUAGGGCAACUGAUAACAACAAUUUCCGCGAAUUUCUUUUCACCCAACUGGCACAACUGAUUGCAAUUGUGAAGCAGCACAUUCGGAAUUAUUUGGACAAAAUUUUCGAUCUUAUUAAGGAGUUCUGGACUCCGAAUAGUCCAUUACAACCAACAUUGAUAUUAUUAAUAGAACACAUAGCGGUUGCCCUCGGCUCUGAAUUCAAGGUUUAUCUCCCUCAGCUAAUGCCACAAUUAUUAAGAGUCUUGGCUCACGAUACCAGUACAGAUAGGUUUGUUACAGAGACAUUGUUGUAUGCGAUACAAAAAUUUGGGGAUAACCUAGAUGAUUAUAUGCAUUUGGUGAUUCCGGCGAUAGUAAAGCUAUUCGAUGCGAAUGAUUGCCCAGUAAAAGUGGCUAAAGUUGCGAUGGAGACGGUAGAUUAUCUUUCCGAUUCGUUGAACUAUAGUGAGCUGGUCUCCCGAAUAAUUCAUCCGAUUGUACGGAGUUUGGACACUAAUUACGCUUUGCGACCAACAGCCAUGGACACCCUGUGCGCAUUGAUCGCGCAGUUGGGACGGAAAUACAUUGACUUCAUACCUCUUGUCCAAAAAGUCUUGACUAAGCACAAAAUUCAACAUCACAAUUAUGAAACCCUGGUAGCAAAGUUGCAGACGACACAAACUUUGGAGUUUGAUGAGUUCUUACAAAGCUUUAGACUUAGACCAUGGAAUAAUAAUCAAGAGGCUCGUAUCGUUGUUUGCGACACCUCUCAAUCAAUCCGCAAACUGGCCGUUAACGCACACAGUCUGAAAGAGGUGUGGACAGUUAGCAGUCGUGUGUCAAAGGAUGAUUGGUUGGAUUGGCUCAGAAGAUUCAGUAUUGAACUACUUACAUGGUCGCACAGUCCUGCGCUUCGAGCAUGUCUUACGUUAGCCCAUAACUACUCUCAGCUACUCCGUGACCUAUUCAACGCCGCGUUUGUAUCAUGUUGGACCGAGCUUGAUAGCAGGUCACGCACAGAGUUAUCGAAUGCUCUAGAACAAGCUCUAACUGCCCCCGAUGCGGCCGAGUUAGCCCACACUGUCCUGAAUCUGGCCGAGUUUAUGGAGCAUUGUGAUGGAGGCACUCUGCCGAUUUCUACCCACCUUCUUGGUGAAAGAGCUAUGCAUUGCAGAGCUUAUGCGAAGGCAUUGCAUUACAAGGAAGAAGAAUUUCGGAAUGGUGCAACUUCUCAGGUAGUUGAAGCCUUAAUUCAUAUAAAUAAUAAGCUACAGCAGAAAGAAGCAGCAGAGGGUUUACUCGAGAGGGUCAUGACACAAAGAGAAGCGGGCGACACCAGUCUCAAAGUUCAAAUAAGAUGGUAUGAGAAGUUGCAUAACUGGGAAAAGGCACUUAAUUUGUAUGGGGAGAAAUUAUGUACAGAACCAGAAAAUGUUGAAGCAAGCCUAGGACAACUCCGAUGUUUUGAAGCUCUAGGUGAAUGGACAAAAUUGUAUGACAAAGUUUCUAAUACUUGGACUAAAAUGGCUGAUGAAGAUAAAUUCAAAACGGCGAGAUUAGCAGCCGCUGCAGCUUGGGGUCUUAACGAGUGGGAAUCAAUGGGGAAUUAUGUUAACUUCUUACCUGAGAACACACAAGACGGUGCCUUCUAUAGAGCUGUUAUAAAUAUCCACAAAGAGGACUACAAAGAAUCGAAAUUGUACAUAAACCAAGCUCGGACACUAUUGGAUUCUGAACUCACAGCUGUAGCAGGAGAGAGUUAUCAAAGAGCUUAUGGAGCUCUUGUUAAUGCCCAAUUACUAGCAGAGUUGGAAGAAGUUAUGACGUACAAACUAGUACCAGAGCGAAGAGAAUCCAUUCAACAAGCUUGGUGGACCAGACUUCAAGGAGGGCAGAGGCUUGUUGAAGAUUGGAGCAAAAUACUGCAAGUACGAGGACUAGUGCUUACUCCCAAAGAAGACAUGGCGACUUGGCUUAAAUUUGCUUCUUUGUGUAGAAAAAGUGGGGCUCCUCGACAAGCGCAUAAAACCUUGGUGAUGCUUCUAGGAAUAGAUCCCAGUGCAAAUAGAGACAAGCCUUUACCCACUCAUGAGCCACGGCUAACGUUAGCAUACGCUAAACAUUUGUGGGUCGCGGGUGAUAAACAAUUGGCAUACGACCAACUGCAGCGCUAUGUGGACAACGUUGAAAGCAGGGAGCAUUGCAGGUUACUUGCAAGAUCACACCUAAAACUUGGGUCUUGGUGUGAAUCUCUGCUCGGCAUCAACAAGACCUCGAUUCCGACAAUUCUGCACAACUAUAAAGCCGCUACACAGCUUUCAUCAGACUGGUACAAGGCAUGGCAUGCGUGGGCGUAUAUGAAUUUUGAAACUGUCCUUUUUUACAAGCACCAAGAGGCGGAUUCUUCAUCCACAUCUGACGACCUUAAAUCUGCGACUGAUUACAUUCAAACAUACACCGUUCCAGCGGUGGAAGGUUUCUUUAAAUCGAUUAAUCUAUCUCACGGCAGUUCGCUCCAGGACACAUUGAGGCUGUUAACAUUGUGGUUUGAUUACGGACACCAUCCAGCAGUGCACGAAGCGCUCGUUGAAGGUAUAAGAACGAUCGAGAUCAAUGUAUGGCUUCAGGUCAUACCUCAACUCAUAGCUAGGAUUGAUACUCCCAGAGCUCUAGUGGGGAAGCUUAUACAUUCUCUACUGAUUGAUAUAGGGAAAUACCACCCACAAGCACUGGUAUAUCCAUUGACAGUGGCUUCUAAAUCGUCCUUUGUGGAUCGCAAGAAUGCUGCUAAUCAAGUUCUGAAGUCAAUUUGCACGCAUUCAAGCAACCUGGUCAGUCAGGCGGCAAUGAUAUCCGAGGAGCUAAUCAGGGUCGCUAUACUUUGGCACGAGCAGUGGCAUGAAGCGUUGGAAGAAGCAUCGCGGCUGUACUUCAGCGAACAUGAUGCUAAGGCAAUGUUUAAGACGCUGGAGCCACUACACGCUAUGCUGGAACGUGGCCCGCAAACGCUGAAAGAAAAUUCGUUCACGCUGGCUUACGGCAGAGACCUGAAUGAUGCGCAGGAGUGGUGUAAUCGGUUCAAGGAAUCUGGCCAAGUACGGGACUUGAACCAAGCAUGGGACCUUUACUACCAUGUCUUCCGACGGAUCAGCCGCCAGAUGCCGCAGCUCACUAGCUUGGAACUUCAAUACGUGAGCCCUCGUCUACUCAGCUGCCGUGACUUGGAGCUGGCCGUUCCUGGCUCCUACGUGCCUGACCAAGAACUGAUCCGCAUUGCUCAUAUACAGAGCAGUCUGCAGGUGAUCACAUCAAAGCAACGCCCUCGCAGGCUUUGCAUACGCGGUUCCAACGGAAAAGACUACAUGUUCCUAUUGAAAGGCCACGAAGACCUUCGGCAGGACGAACGAGUGAUGCAACUCUUCGGUCUCGUCAAUACAUUGCUGCAAGCCGACCCAGACACGUUUAGAAGGGACCUGGCCAUCCAAAGAUAUGCUGUGAUACCCUUAUCUACUAAUUCUGGCCUGAUUGGUUGGGUGCCUCACUGUGACACGCUGCACACGCUGAUUCGGGACUAUCGGGAGAAGAGGAAGAUCUUGAUUAAUAUCGAGCACAGGAUCAUGCAGAGGAUGGCGUCUGAUUUGGAGAAGCUGAUGCUGAUGCAAAAGGUGGAAGUAUUUGAGCACGCUUUAGAGCAUACGGCUGGCGACGAUCUCGCCAAGUUACUGUGGCUCAAGAGUCCUUCAUCGGAGGUGUGGUUCGAACGCCGCACCAACUACACCCGGUCCCUGGCAGUGAUGAGCAUGGUCGGCUACAUCCUGGGCCUGGGAGACAGACAUCCGUCGAACAUCAUGCUGGACAGAGUGACAGGAAAAUUCCUGCACAUUGACUUCGGCGACUGUUUCGAAGUGGCAGUGACCAGGGAUAAGUUCCCGGAGAAGAUACCUUUCAGAUUGACCAGAAUGCUUAUUAACGCUAUGGAGGUAACCGGAAUUGAGGGUACAUACAGACGCACAUGCGAAUCAGUCAUGGAAGUGCUUCAUCGUCACAAAGACAGCGUAAUGGCCGUGCUGGAAGCCUUCGUGUACGACCCAUUACUUAACUGGAGACUCAUCGACGCUGCCCGCAGGUCGAGGACCGACGAGCCGGCAACUGACUCGCCUCAGCCCAGCAAAAGUAGAGUGAACGAGAGCAUAGACCAGCCCGCGGAAGCGAAUCUCAACAAGCGCGCUCUGGCCAUAGUGAAUAGAGUUCGAGACAAGCUGACAGGAAGGGACUUCCCCCAUAUUGAUGAUAACUGUGUCACAGUGCAGCAACAAGUUGAUCUGUUAAUCCAACAGGCCACGAGUAACGAGAAUCUUUGUCAGUGCUACGUGGGGUGGUGUCCAUUUUGGUAAUUUGGAUUAAGUUUGCUUCCAUUUUGUUGAUUACAAGUAUCAUAUGCAUCAUAGGUAAGUUGAUGUGAAAGUGGUGUAUCAUCAGAAGAAUAUACGGUAAUGGUGUGUGGAAAAAUUAAGGUAAGUCAUAGGACAAAGUUUCAUUUUAACUUUGGCUUACUGCUCAAUGGGUUAAAUAGGAAGACGAUCUAUGGCGAAGGAGUACGCCAAGAGAUUUUUUUAAUGAUUAUUUAUAAUUUUCAUCAAAUUACAGAUGUGUAUCUCAAUAACUAACUUUGAGACGUGUUAUUGUCGCAGAUUUAUCCACUAAUGUAUGUUAUAGUCUUAUACCAUAAGACCUUGUCCACAUAUACGGAACAACAGCGAACGAAAAAUAGAUAUAUAGGUAGGUCUCCCGUCCCUUAUACAACAUAUUUGUAUCUGUACUAUGUCUUUAUGGUACAUAUAUUUUUUUUCAUAAUCAUGUCUUAUUGAGAGCCUAACAUAAUUAAAAAUUUUGAUCUGCCCGUGUUUGCCUCUCUCGGAUAAAAUGAGGUAACAAAUGGAUGUUCUUACAAACCAAUUUCAAUUCGAUUACAUAAGUCUAAAUUUAACGUCGCAUCUUCAUCAAACUUACCACACACAGCCUUUAGCAAUAAAUAUACUUGCAUGGCACUUUUUCUUUUCCUUCCGCUUUUUGAUCAUAUCUUCUAAUACUUUUUUUGUAUAAGGCAAUGUAAGACAGUAAUAAUCGCUGCUUUUCCUUGUUUACACGCGAAAGCAUUUGUUACUUGAAUGAAAGGUUUGAUAUCCCAUACCCACUCAAGCCGAAUUGAAUCAAAUAUUAACCUUUAAAAAUGUAUAUCCUACCAACAAUUAUGAAUGACUUUAUAUGUUUGUGUACAGAAUAAACACGUUCUAAAUAAAUUUAAAAGCUUUAAGAAAAACUGUUUUGUCUGCUACAAAUAAAAGUUGUGUUUCAGUGAUGUCUUUAACUUUAAAUUAUGAUGUAGACGCUUAUAAUCUUAAGUCUCCAAAAAAUCUUGAGAUGUUAAUUGGUUUAUAAUUUAAGGCUUUUGUCCGCCACCCGGUUUUAACCGCCUUCCCAUAUCUCGAUAAAUUAUUAUCUGAAUUGAUUUCUGAAAUAAUGCCAUUAUACCAAAAUAAAUGAUUUUAAAGAUUUACUUUUACAAGUUCCUUUUUAUAACGCUGAUAAAUCGUUAAGUUACUUGGCAUUUUUGCUUUUGAACGUCAAACUCCGGUUGGAAUCUUUGACGUUCGCAAGGAAUAUGGACCCUUUUAGACCGGGUUAACAUAUAACAAAUAUACGACGAAAGUAAGCUAUGGAAAGCGUAUUUGUAGCGAGUGUAUGAGAGAGCAGAGAGAUUUUUAUCUAGCUUUCGUUCGCCGUCCUUCUUUAUAUGUGGACAAGACUUAAAUAAAUGUUGUAUUUCAUCUGAUCAAUUGGCACGGCAGAGUAAACCAAUUCCGAGGAAAGCUCGAUUGAUAUGACUAAUUACUAAUAUGUAACAAUUGAUACUUAGUAUUUAUAUGUAUAACUAAUUUUAUAUGAAUAAAAUAAUAAUUAUUAUUAUUAUAUACAGCGUGGUGCAAUGGCGAUAGUAAAUAAACACACAGGUACGUACUCAUAAGAAUAAAUUAAAAAAUAAACCAAAGUAAAUAAAUUAUCCAUAAUAUAAUUUCGGCACAACCUGUAAGUAUUCUAGUAGCGGUGCACUAGCGUUUUUAAUGACUGUCAUCUUGAGCGACCACAUAAGGGUGAUUAAAAUUAUGUUUCCUAAAUUUAGUUUGUUUGAAAGUUUCAAUUACUUACUUAAUUUUUUUAUGAUUUAAGGAUAUAGCAGAUCUACCCCAUGUUCAUUUAAUGUCACUAUUUUAGCGCCAUGAUGUAUUUAAAAUUAGAAUAAUUUGUUUUUGUUUCAUGCAUUUGCACUACAGAUAAUCUGAAAAUUUCAGAUUAUUAUAGUAGAGUGUGCAAAAGGCGGAGUUCACUUGAUAGUAAAAGGUUACCGCCGCCCAAACUCUUGAAAGAGCUAAGAAGUAGUCGGUAGAGGAAAAAAUAAAUAAAGUUAUUAAUUUAUUUAAUAUUAUUUGUACUCAUAAGCAGUUUCUGUCAGACGUUAUUGCCAAAUAAAUCGAUAUUUUUUUUGUUAGGGCCCCGGGCUAAAGCUUAAAAUAUCUCAUAUAAAUCCACCCCUGCCUAAUACCGUUGCAGAAUUCGAGCGCUGUGACAUAUUAUAUCAAAGACUUAGUUACGGCUUUAGUAUACUAUUUUGUAUAAAAUUGUUAUUUAUUAUUAGUUAUAGUCCAUGACUAAUAAAUUUGUGACUUAAUUUUAAUAAAUUGAAGCUCAGAUAACAUUCUGAACUGUGACAGAACUAAGAUACCUUGGGGUAUAAUUUAUUUCGUAAUAUGUAUGGGUAUAAUGAAUUCAUAUUAAUAAGUAAUGAUAGCUGUUAAGAUAGUUUUAGAAUAAAUUGUUGAAUAUAGUGUACCUAAUUUGCGUAUUGAUAUAUUUUUUUGGUAAUUUAAGUUAACUUUGCUAAUGUCAAACACUCCCUGCCCGCGUCCUGAGACAGGCGCUGCCACUUUUUUGUUUUUACAUGUUUUUAACAAAAAAAAAAUAAUUAUUGAAGUAGGCGUUACUUUACGGAAAUCCAUAAUUAUCCAAAUGAUUUGAGUAUUCUUUAGUGUUAAUUCCGCUAAUAUUUGUCUUUAAACAAUUCGACACGUGUUUCACCUCUACACGAGGUAUCCUCAGGACGUGUUGUCUCGCCAAAAUCUGUAAAGAAAACUUAAAUCAUUUGGAUACAUGUUUUUAACAUCAACAUAAGCAGACAUAAGUGUGACAAGGUCCCGUCCCUGUUUCAACGCGCAGGGAUUAUACGGGCGAACAUUUAAUCUCUAAAUAUUAAAGAGAUACAACUUCAUUGGCAGAAAUAUUGUAUUUGUAUGUAAAAGUGCAGCGAGUGUUUGAUAUUAGCAGAUAUAAUCGUUUGUAAAUCUUCAUAAUUUUGUUCGAAACGAACAUUUAAUAUUCCUAUAGUGCUAUAAAAGUUAUAGUGCGCAAAAAGUCAUUGUCAUUAUUGCCUUAUUAAAUAAAAUAUAAUCAUAUUGCGGUA